AUGUUUAUUGCUCGGUCAGAAUACGGUGACACCUUCUCACCGGAAGGACGUCUGUUCCAGGUUGAAUAUUCAUUGGAGGCGAUCAAACUAGGAUCAACAGCAAUCGGAGUAGCUACAGGUGGAGGUGUGGUCUUAGGCGUCGAAAAGCGAGUCACGUCUACCCUUCUCGAAACCUCAUCCGUCGAAAAGAUUGUCGAAAUCGACCGCCACAUCGGUUGCGCCAUGUCCGGACUCCAAGCUGAUGCACGAUCGAUGGUAGAGCACGCUCGGGUAGAGUCUCAAAACCACGCAUUCCAUUACAAUGAGCCUUUGAGAGUUGAGAGCUGUACGCAGGCUAUUUGUGAUCUGGCACUGAGAUUCGGUGAGGGUGCUGACGGCGAGGAGAGCAUUAUGAGUAGACCAUUUGGUGUUGCUCUGCUAAUUGCGGGUUAUGAUGAGGAUGGACCACAGUUGUACCAUGCAGAGCCAAGUGGGACCUUUUACAGAUAUGAUGCGAAGGCUAUUGGAUCAGGCUCGGAGGGCGCCCAGGCUGAAUUGCAGAAUGAGUUUCACAAGUCUCUUACCAUCGAGGAAGCCGAGACACUGGUUCUGAAGACUUUGAAGCAAGUGAUGGAAGAGAAGCUCGACUCGAAGAACGUCCAAUUGGCGAGCGUGACCAAGGAGAAGGGUUUCCGGAUCUACACAGAUGAGGAGAUGGCCGCAGUUGUUGAGAGAUUACCGGCAAACUGAGAGGAUGAUACCUGUAUUGCAAAGACAGGCUUGUAAACCUACGGAGUUAGGAGGAAAAAUGAAGUCAACUUAGAGACGAAAAUUGGCAUUGCACAGCUUGGGAAGAUCUCUUAAUGACCAAAGUCCCAGAUUCCACUUGAUUGUGAGUAUAGCCCCAGCCAACCGGCCAAAAUGCAUCAACUUUUGCCACCUCUGAGAUUAUUUACAUUGGACGUGGUUGGCUCUCAUCAACAUCCAGGUCCAAGUUCUCGAAGUCCUCCUGGAUGCUAAGUACUCCCAAGGCAUAGUGCACUCGAU
This is a messenger RNA of Hyaloscypha bicolor E, 1026 nucleotides long. Its product is annotated as N-terminal nucleophile aminohydrolase. The record is from RefSeq and is a predicted model, not a curated record. NCBI's taxonomy places the organism in Eukaryota, Fungi, Ascomycota, Leotiomycetes, Helotiales, Hyaloscyphaceae. Gene Ontology annotation, cellular component: proteasome core complex; proteasome core complex, alpha-subunit complex; nucleus. The coding region runs from base 1 to 729 and encodes 242 amino acids. The transcript is spliced from 3 exons. Gene Ontology annotation, biological process: proteasome-mediated ubiquitin-dependent protein catabolic process.